UGUCGCGUUUCCGUGUAAGUGCGUUGAGCGUGUAAAUGUUAGCAAGAUGGCGGCGUUGAAGGAGGAGCAGUGUUACGGACUGUCUUGUGGAAGAGUGAGCAAUGGCAGCAAUAUCUCAGUCUUUCACGUCAAACUUACUGACAGUGCUUUGAGAGCGCUGGAAGACUAUCAGAGCAGUAAGGGUGUCUCUGCUCGACCACUAAUACGAUUCACUGGAAAUCAAGGGAAAAUCUCAAUACCCCAGUCCACGAGUUCCAAUGAUCUGCGAACGUUUACGUUCUAUCUGUCCAAUGUGGGGAGGGAUAAUCCCCAGGGCAGCUUCGACUGCAUCCAGCAGUACAUUACAAGUGAAGGGAGCAUACAGCUGGACUGCCUGGGAGGCAUCCAGGAUAAAAUUACGGUGUGCGCCACAGACGACUCGUACCAGAAAGCCAGGCAAAGCAUGGCUCAGGCUGAGGAGGAGACGCGCAGCCGUGCUGCCAUCGUCAUCAAGCCCGGGGGAAGAUACGUGGGUAAACGGGUCCAGAUCCGGAAACCAGCGAUGGCCAUCUCGGACCCCACUGUAGCCCAAGUGCGGCGAAUCUCUCGUCCUGUGCUCAUCAGCGGCGGCACAAAGAAGAGUACAGUGCCACGGCCACUCAGGGAGCGCCUGGUCCACUUACUCGCUCUCAAACCCUACCGCAAACCUGAGUUGUUGGUGCGUCUCACAAAGGAAGGCCUCUCGCCCCAGGAUAAGGACACUUUGGACAGCCUCCUGCAACAGGUGGCUAAUCUGAAUAGCAAGGACAACACCUUCACAUUGAAGGACUGUUUGUUUAAGGAGGUUCAGAAGGAUUGGCCUGGCUACACUGAGGUAGACCAGCAGAUUCUGAAGAGGAUCCUUGUGCGGAAACUGUGCAAGGCUCAGAAUAGCGGUGGUCUCAUGCCCGGGGAGAAUCCCGUCAGCCCGCACAAAGAACAGGCCAGUAGCUCUCCAUCUCAGAAAAGGACUACUGAAGACUUUAUCGACCCCCUGGCAAACAAGAAGCCCAGGAUCUCACACCUGAUCAGCAAGGGAUCAGCACCCGUCAACGGAAAGUUGGCGAACUCUUCAAACGGGAAGGACUCGUGCGGCUUAUUCAGUGCCCCGAUUCCGCUACUGGAGCUAUCUCAGCAUCUCGAACCUCUGUCGGACGUCAGCAACGACUCGAGCCACAAUGGCCGAGACUGUGAAGGCCAGGAGCAGGCAGUGGCUGAGAGGUUAAGCCAAACCUCAGGCUUUACAGGAAGCUCUCUGCAGACUCGAACUCAAACCCAGGCGGUGUUGGGCUCCACAACUGUACCACCCUGCAGCCUAGAAGGAUCAAAGGAGCGCAGCAGCUCACCCUUGCUGCAUGGCAAGUCCAAGAAGUCCAAAAAACACAAAGAUAAAGACAAGUCCAGAAAGAAAGAUCCAGAGAAGGAGAAGCGGGACAGGAAAGCAGCGGAAGGUGGUGAUGGAUUGCUGACGAAAUUGUACAAUGUUCCAGACCUGAGCGUGAUGAGUAUUCCACAUAAAAGCACAGAUCUGAAUGGGACGUGCAACAGCUCCAGUAUUCCUGCAUCCUCGUCUGUGAUGGCAGACUAUUUACUAAAAUACACCGAGAUUAGGUCCCAGGAGCAGCGUCAGACCUAUAAGAAUGACUUCAAUGCGGAGUAUAGUGAGUACCGGGGGCUCCAUGCGCGAAUAGAGGGCAUCACCCGGCAAUUCACUGUGCUGGACGCUGAGCUUAAACAGCUCCAACAAGGCACAGAUCAGUAUAAGACAAUCCACAAUCAAAUACUUCAAGAGUAUCGCAAAAUAAAAAAGACUCAUCCCAACUACAGCCAAGAGAGGAACCGCUGUGAAUAUCUCCACAACAAGCUGGCACAUAUAAAGAAACUUAUAGCAGAAUAUGACCAGCAGCAACUUCAACAAUGGCACUAAUCCUGUUGUGUUAUUUUUCACUUUUACUUUCUGGAAACAAGACGGUGAGAGAGAAACUCUGGAUUCUGUGGAGUUUUCUUUACUCCUGUUUUCUGGCUCAUGAAAAGAGCAUUCCUGUCCCCAUACAGAGGGCCGACAGCUCUAGCGAGGGCACUACAGGCAGAUAUCGGUUUUCUUUUACUGGACACUCCCCCAUUUUUGCAGGGGGUUGAUUGGGUUUCUGGGUUUCAGUUCCCUCUCUAAUACCAAGUAGGUCUCCCAAAGAGCAGAAGACCUUGGAUUUUUUUGUUUUUUUUCCUUUUGCUUUACAAACUGGGGCACGCAACACUGAAACCCAUUUCUUACUUUGUUUAUUAAAAAAGAUUCAGAGAAAUAUCACAUCUCCCUAUAUAUUGAACGGAAGGUACUCAUAUUAUUUAUUCUUUCGUCUUCCUGGGGGUUUAUACCAGAUCUGUUGUACACUCCUCAGUAUGAGCUUUCUUUUCUUUCUUUUUUUUUUUCUCUCUUCCCCAAGCAUAAAAAAAAAAAAAAAAUCAGUAUUUUAUGCAAAUGCUGCCUUUGGUUCCAGGUAGUCCAUAGUUUGCAGUUCGUUCAUUCGUUCAAGUUUAUUCUCUGCCUUAUGCAGGGACUCUGCUGAAUAUCUCAAGCCAAGCCAGUUCAGCCUGUUUUACACUGUGUGUGAUAUUAUACCCGUCUCUUCCAUGUAUUGGAUGUUGAUGAUCUGCCUACAGGUGUGUCAGUUGUCUAUAUGUGUAAAGGCUUUUGACUGUAUGCUCUUGAUAUUUCAUUUCUCACUCUGUUGAACCCGCUACACCAAAACUGGUCAUUUUCCAUCUGGAGUUAAGAGCCAGGGCGUGUCUCAGGACGCCCCGAUCAACAUGAUCGCCCUUAAAAAGUAAAAGUUACCUAUUACUAUUAAACAUGUGCAAAAGCAUUACACCAGCCUUGAUGGACUUGGAUCUCAAGUCAUGUUUAUCAGGUAAAUUUAUAUACAAGAUCUCUCAAAUAUGGUGGUAUCCCUUUAAAGUAUGAAGAUUGUGCACACAUGUUGAGAUCCAGAGCGAAAGCAGGGUUACGAGCUGGAUAUGUGCUGUACUGUGUUCUCUUCGGUAAUGUAGAGCUCUAGACCAACUGUAGUUUGGAGAAAUAUGUACCAAGAACUUUUUAUUUUUCAUUUUUUCCCCCCUUACGAUACACUGCAGUUAUAUUACUGACUUUUUUUUAUUAUUAUUAUUAUUAAAGCGCCAGCGUUUUUCCAGACGACGGCUAGCCUGAGUAUUUGUCAUCUCAAGUAUUCACCUUUCAGUUGCAUCAAAACGGAGUCCGAGCUCCUCAUCGCGUCUAUAAAGAUGCCCGAAGAACGAUUUUCAAACCUGACGGCUGUCUUAGAAAGAGUUCAACCUGUUCAAACUGUUCAACCUUCUCAGAUGAUCUUUUCUGAUAUUGAGCUUUUUCUGUUUAAAUAUUAAAAUUCUGCACUUUGCACAGAACUCUUGCUGUUACUCUUACCUGGGUUUUGUGGUGAGGACACGUUCGUCUUGUCCGUCUUAGUGCAUGCUUUUGUGAAUGUGUUCAGGAAAGAAGACCAGAACUUGUACCAUAGAUUUAUUACUACUGUAGAAGGAUAUCUUGACUCUAAUAAAACAUGAUGAGAUGCAUCUCUGAAAACAUUUGAGACUGGAGAACAUGAACAGAACAUGCCCUUGAAUUGUUUUCCCCAUCCUUUGUGAGGAGCAACUGUUCAUUUUGUAUUAGAUUCAAUUCAAUUACAGUAUUGAUUUGGCGUUCGUUUAUUUGAUUCGACAGUAUGUUGUGACGAGUUGGUUUAGUUCCAGGUUAGAUGAUGAGAUAUUAGUAGAUCUUGAUAGAAAUUGUAGACCCUUUUUAAACAAAAUUACAUUUUUAAUACAACCUUGUCUCUACAAACCACCAGGACUUUUUCUUUUUCUCUCUCCUGGAUAUAAUUGGUGCUAAAAGCUAAUUGGUGCGAUCAAUAACACUGUUACAACCUUGCGUUAUUUUCGAACUCACCUCGAUCUUCAAUUGGUCUUAAUUUCAAUAUUUAUUUUGCUUUAGUUAUGCUGUCAAUAAAAUUAGCUUCAAGUAUGCCAAAUGAUGUGUUGUAUAGGGAAGUGGAAGAUGACAUGCUGCUGUUUUAACAACAACAAAAAAAGGUGGGGAUUUUGAAAAAAGUUUUAAUGUUAAUGCUGAAACCCAAAGCGUGCUUUUUUUAUGUUCAGGACUGGGACUGAAAUUUGUCUUAGAAUUUCAAUAAAAUUCUCAAACCUUUUA
Messenger RNA from Tachysurus vachellii, 4237 nucleotides. RefSeq names its product elongation factor RNA polymerase II (gene ell). The transcript has 12 exons. NCBI's taxonomy places the organism in Eukaryota, Metazoa, Chordata, Actinopteri, Siluriformes, Bagridae. Bases 47 to 1945 code for a protein of 632 amino acids. Gene Ontology annotation, molecular function: cis-regulatory region sequence-specific DNA binding. Gene Ontology annotation, cellular component: transcription elongation factor complex. Gene Ontology annotation, biological process: positive regulation of transcription elongation by RNA polymerase II; transcription elongation by RNA polymerase II; snRNA transcription by RNA polymerase II. The record is from RefSeq and is a predicted model, not a curated record.